UCUAUAUUAUAACAUAAAUAAAAUGGCUACCACCAGAUUGACAAACUCAAGAAACCCAUUUUCUGUUUGUAAAAUAAUUAUUCUGCUCGCACUACUGUGCCUCACUCUCUGUCAGAAAACCUCUACCGAUGAAGUCAUGGAGGAAAUGGAAAAGGAAACUAUUUCUCGAGAAAAGGAAUGAAGAUUUGAGAUGGAUGAUGGGCAAUUUUUAUCACUAUACCAUCUAAGGAAAAAGAGAGCCCCAGAUUAUAUUUUCAAAGACUCUAGAGAGACUGGCCUUUACAGCUAUUUCUUCAACUUCUGAUCUCCCACUAUCAUGACUUGAAAUGGAGAAGAAGACGCACUCGCCAUCCAAAAAGUUGAUGGAGAUUGUGUUGCAGUCCUUGCCAGAGGGAGCUACUCGGCCAUCAGCUACUUAGACCCUAAUAAGCCCAACAGAGGAGUCAAGUUGAUAUAUGAUGGAGGAGACCCAUGCGAGCUCGGAAACAGAAGAGUCGAACACAUUUUGAAGUGAGACAACAACAUCCACCACGAGAUCGAAAGCGUAGAAGAAACAGAAGCAUGCACCUACACAGUUACAUCUCGGACCAAGUACACCUGCAAACUGGCCGAAACCAGACAGGACUUGUCGUCAUGGGAGGACGGAUGGGCUUCACCAGAAAGCGUGACCGAAAGAAGAGGAUGGUCUCUCUGGAACAGCGGAAUCGUCAAACUCAUAUUCUUCGCUGCUCUUGUGUUUGUGAUUGUGAACAUUUAUCUGUUUUACAAAAACCAAGGAAGAGACCCAUUCAGAAACUACUCAAGCGUGCAACCGAUCAAAGAGAAGUUCAGAAGUUUCUUCAGGUUUUUGAGAGGAAGCUCAGGCAGCGGAUCAAACUAACUAAACAGUAAUAUUUUGAUAAGAAUU
Molecule: messenger RNA, 907 nt
Organism: Moneuplotes crassus
Lineage: Eukaryota; Ciliophora; Spirotrichea; Euplotida; Euplotidae
Source: the annotation of a GenBank genome assembly